Molecule: messenger RNA, 1007 nt
Organism: Marmota monax (woodchuck)
Lineage: Eukaryota; Metazoa; Chordata; Mammalia; Rodentia; Sciuridae
Gene: Tnni1
Product: troponin I1, slow skeletal type
Exons: 6
Coding region: 5-652 (215 amino acids)
Biological process (GO): muscle contraction
Cellular component (GO): troponin complex
Source: RefSeq, a predicted model, not a curated record
GGUAAUGAUGAUGCACAUCAACUGGCACUUGCCCUGGCCUGGACAGAAGUCCAGUUUUGCAACCUCCACCUUACCACCUGUCUCUCCCUUUUCUCAUCCUCAGAGAAAAUCCAAGAUUACUGCUUCCCGCAAGCUCAUGCUGAAGAGCCUGAUGCUGGCCAAGGCCAAGGAAUGCUGGGAGCAGGAGCACGAGGAGAGAGAGGCUGAGAAGGUGCGCUACCUGGCCGAGCGCAUCCCCACGCUGCAGACCCGAGGCCUGUCCCUCAGCGCCCUGCAGGACCUGUGCCGGGAGCUGCACGCCAAGGUGGAGGUGGUGGACGAGGAGCGAUACGACAUCGAGGCCAAGUGCCUCCACAACACCAGGGAGAUUAAGGACUUGAAGUUGAAGGUGCUGGACCUCCGUGGAAAGUUCAAGCGCCCACCUCUGCGACGGGUCCGCGUCUCCGCUGAUGCUAUGCUCCGGGCUCUGCUGGGCUCGAAGCACAAGGUGUCCAUGGACCUGCGGGCCAACCUCAAGUCUGUGAAGAAGGAAGACACAGAGAAGGAACGGCCUGUGGAGGUGGGCGACUGGAGGAAGAACGUGGAGGCCAUGUCUGGCAUGGAAGGCCGGAAGAAGAUGUUUGAUGCUGCCAAGUCUCCAACCUCCCAGUAGAGGCGGGCUUGCUAUGCUGCACUCUGUGCUCCUGCUUCAGGCUCCUUCCUUCAAGCACACUCACCUGUCUCUGCCCCACCUCUGUCUGGAGCAUCUCACCUGACCCCUCCUGCAUGCUCUUCCCUCCAGCCUGCAUGCUCUCCCCGGAACCAGGAAGCAACACACACAGUACGAGAGGAGAGAGAGGAAAGAGAAAGCCAGCUGAAGACCUCCCCGCAGUGAGGCCAGCCUGUGGUGCAGCGAGCUGAGGACUGCAGGGAGAGCACCUUCCUGCAUCUCUGUGCAGCUCCCCUCCAUUGCUGCUGUGACAUGUAGUGUCCACGGGCAUCGUGGCCCCUCCAUUAAAAAAUCCAGU